Molecule: messenger RNA, 237 nt
Organism: Eruca vesicaria subsp. sativa (arugula)
Lineage: Eukaryota; Viridiplantae; Streptophyta; Magnoliopsida; Brassicales; Brassicaceae
Source: the annotation of a GenBank genome assembly
AUGAUCAUGAAGAAGCCUGUGAAGUACUUUGUGGUUGAUGCGUUCACUGAGUCAGACUUCAAGGGAAACCCAGCAGCAGUGUGUUUUUUUGAAGGACAGGUUGAUGCAUUCACUGAGUUUCACCUUCCCAUGACUUGUUUUCUUACUCCCAUCAACGGCUUUGACCCUCUAAAUCCACCAUGUUUUCUUGAACAAUGUGCACUUCCCCUGACACUGGAUGCUUCUCUUUCAAAGUAA